AUGAUAGUAUUUAUAGAUCAGUUUUCUUUUAAGGAGUAUCCUGCCCCUGAUGUUGACUCUCCAAUAGUUGUGACAAAGAAUUAUCAGCAUGUGUUAGCCUUGGUAUUUGCAGUAACUGAGAUCAAUGAAAAUCAACAUUUCUUGCCUAAUAUUUCCUUGGGUUUCCACAUCUCAGAGAGCUAUUUCAGUGCCAGGAGAUACUAUCACAUUGCCCUAGAUUUUUUCUCUGCAACGCAUACACUAAUUCCUAAUUAUAAGUGCAAUAAUCAGAGCAGUCUGAUUGCAGUUAUCGGGGGAUUGGGCACAGAUACUUCCCGACAUUUGGCUGCCAUUAUGAACAUCUAUAAGUUACCUCAGCUCCAUCACAUACUAAAGAACUUCUCAUUUAACAACACAGCUGGAGAACUCAUUCACUUGAAUGAGUAUGGAGAAUUUACUGUUGGGUUUGAUAUUACAAAUGUCAUAACUUUUCCUAAUAAAUCAUUUACUAGAAUAAAAGUUGGAAAAAUGAAUCCCUGGACAGGUCAAGGUACAGAGUUCAGUGUCAGUGAGGAUUCUAUCAUCUGGCCUAGCAACUUUAAUCAGGUAAUACCCCUUUCUCUCUGCAAUGUCAUCUGCCCUCCUGGUUGUCAUAAGAAAAAGAAAGAAGGGAAGCCAUUUUGCUGCUAUGAUUGUGUUCGAUGUUCAGAAGGAAAGGUUUCUCCUCAAGCAGACAUGGAAGCCUGCAACUCCUGUCAAGAAGAUCAUUAUCCUAACAAGGAACAAAAUCAAUGCAUCCCUAAAAUGUUUUCCUUCUUGUCUUAUGAGGAACCCUUGGGAAUGGCGUUAGCUAUUUCUUCAUAUUUCUUUUUUUUCAUCACAGUUUGGAUAUUAUGGAUUUUUAUAAAGUAUCGCAACACUCCUAUUAUCAAAGCCAACAACAGGAGCCUCACUUACACCAUCCUUGUUUUCCUUCUCCUCUGCUUCCUGUCUUCAUCACUCUUCAUUGGCCAACCCCAGAAGUUGACUUGUCUCUUCCGCCAAAUGGCUUUUGGAAUCAUCUUUUCAGUGGCUGUUUCAUGUGUGCUAGCAAAAAAUGUUACUGUCAUUGUGGCCUUCCUUGCCACCCAACCAGGAUCUAGAAUGAGAAAGUGGAUGGGAAAAAAACUAGCCAAUGCUAUAAUUCUAUUCUGUUUUUCUAUUCAAGCAGCUAUAUGCUUUAUCUGGUUGGCUACUACUCCCCCUUUUCCUGAUUUUGAUAUGCACUCAAUGGCUGAAGAAAUUGUGUUAGAGUGUAAUGACGGGUCAACUGCCAUUUUCUAUUGUGUCCUAGGUUACAUGGGCUUCCUGGCUUUUGUGAGCUUCCUUGUGGCUUUCUUAGCAAGGAAGUUACCUGACAGUUUCAAUGAAGCCAAGUUCAUCACCUUCAGCAUGUUGGUCUUUUGCAGUGUUUGGAUAUCCUUUAUUCCUACAUACUUGAGCACUAAGGGAAAAUACAUGGUGGUAGUAAAAAUCUUCUCUAUGUUGGCUUCUACCACUGGACUUCUGGCUUUCAUCUUUUUCCCCAAAUGCUACAUUAUUUUGCUGAGGCCAGAACUAAACAAAAGAGACGCAAUAAUAAAGCGAAAAAGAUAA
Molecule: messenger RNA, 1614 nt
Organism: Pseudonaja textilis
Lineage: Eukaryota; Metazoa; Chordata; Lepidosauria; Squamata; Elapidae
Product: vomeronasal type-2 receptor 26-like
Biological process (GO): G protein-coupled receptor signaling pathway
Cellular component (GO): plasma membrane
Molecular function (GO): G protein-coupled receptor activity
Source: RefSeq, a predicted model, not a curated record